Molecule: messenger RNA, 2048 nt
Organism: Anneissia japonica
Lineage: Eukaryota; Metazoa; Echinodermata; Crinoidea; Comatulida; Comatulidae
Product: glyceraldehyde-3-phosphate dehydrogenase-like
Exons: 9
Coding region: 133-1158 (341 amino acids)
Biological process (GO): glucose metabolic process
Molecular function (GO): NAD binding; oxidoreductase activity, acting on the aldehyde or oxo group of donors, NAD or NADP as acceptor; NADP binding
Source: RefSeq, a predicted model, not a curated record
AGCUACCUCAAAAUCUAGGUCAACCUUUUGGGUCUGGCUGCUCACAUCACGUUCAGCAAGUUUUGAUUCGGCUGUUAACGCUGCAUCUGAAAUUGUAAUUUUCAUCCAUAAAAAUCAAAUCUCCAGAUCAAAAUGGUUAUCAAAGUCGGAAUCAAUGGAUUUGGCCGUAUUGGACGCCUCGUACUGAGGGCUGCUAUUGAGAACAAUGGUGUCAUCCCAAACAGUGGGUUAGAGGUCGUCGCUAUCAAUGACCCCUUCAUCCAGCUUGAAUAUAUGGUGUACAUGUUCAAAUACGACUCAACUCAUGGCCAGUUCUGUGGAGAUGUAAGAGAGCAAGAUGGCAAACUGUAUGUCAACAACAAGCCAAUCAGCGUCUUCCAAGAGACCAAUCCAGCACACAUCCCAUGGAAGGAAGCUGGGGCCGAGUACAUUGUAGAGUCCACUGGGGUGUUCACAACUACAGACAAAGCCAAGGCUCAUUUUGAGGGCGGUGCUAAGAAAGUGAUAAUCUCUGCACCAUCAGCCAACGCUCCAAUGUUUGUCAUUGGUGUCAAUCAUGAGCAGUACAAUAAGAGCAUGGAUGUGGUGAGCAAUGCGUCUUGUACCACCAACUGCCUUGCCCCUCUUGCAAAGAUUAUUGAUGACAACUUUGGCAUUGAGGAGGGACUGAUGACAACUGUCCACGCUUACACAGCCACCCAGAAAACUGUUGAUGGGCCAAGUUCCAAGAAAUGGCGUGAUGGUAGAGGUGCUCAUCAAAACAUCAUCCCAGCAUCUACUGGAGCAGCCAAAGCUGUUGGCAAAGUCAUUCCAAACUUGAACGGAAAACUGACUGGCAUGGCCUUCCGCGUUCCAACACCAGAUGUGUCUGUUGUAGAUCUGACCGUACGCUUGAAGAAAGGAGCUAAAUACGACGAAAUAAAGGCUGUAAUCAAGAAAGCUAGUGAAAGCGCAUCGAUGAAGGGCAUCAUGGGAUACACUGAUGAGCAGGUCGUAUCCAUGGACUUCCGUGGGGAUAACCGCUCAAGUGUCUUUGAUGCUGGGGCUGGUAUUGCUCUGAAUGACAAUUUCGUCAAACUCGUUUCAUGGUAUGAUAAUGAGUUUGCUUACAGUCUGCGUGUCAUUGAUCUAAUCUCUCACAUGGCCAGUAAACAGUAAACAGCGCCCUCAAGAUGAUGUGAAAUUCUACAGCUACAUUGGACCAGGCUGGUUUAACUCUAUUCAAAUUUUUGUUAAUAUUUUACUUGUUUUUUCAAAUGGAUUAUCAGAUAUUUAAAUUGAAAUUGUUGAUUAUUUUCUUAUUUAAUUACUCAAUCCAUACUUUAGUCUAACUAGAAGGUCCUAGUAUAUUUUGAAAUUAAGGUUGACUUUUAACAUAAAAUGUUUAAAUGAGGAUUGUUAAAAUAUAUAAACAUAUAUAUACAAAAGGUGUUUGUAGUUGGGCAUAGAUCUCAUAAAUUGUAGUCACAAUUUUACAUGAAUUAUGGAAACAUAAAUGUGCUUGUAUUAUUGAUAGUUGUGUGGUUACUAUCAUUAUAACAGUAAUUUUUGAAUAAUUGAAUUUUAAAUUAUUUUUAUCCAAAUUAUCUUGAAAUCUUGCAUAUCAGGAUAAAUAUUUUUCCCAUCCUGCUUCAAAGCCGAUUUAGAUUAGUGCUCACCGUUCUUUCAAAUUGUACACAAAACUUUUUCCAUUUUUGAACAGUACCGUUGUUCCCAAUUGUGCAAAGAACAUUCUGCAUUCAGAUUUUAGGAAGUUGCUUGGACUACAGAUGGCAUUGAUCAAAAUGUAUUCAAUUGAUAAACGUAUUAAAGUGCUCUGCUAACUCGAGUUUUACAUGUCUACCAAUGUAUAACCAUGUCGAUGAUGUAGCUAUAUAUUCCAACAAAAUUGUCCACCCUUAAUCCAUACCCUUUUGUGGUGCUUAAAUCUGGUAGGUGUGGUAGGUGGAUACAAAUAUAUUUUAGAAAAUUGUUACAAUUUGUGGUUCAGUGACAUGCAUAUUGCUAAAUUAUAUUAUAAUAAACAACUUUCCACAUUCAGUCCAAUA